Molecule: messenger RNA, 1173 nt
Organism: Sclerotinia sclerotiorum 1980 UF-70
Lineage: Eukaryota; Fungi; Ascomycota; Leotiomycetes; Helotiales; Sclerotiniaceae
Exons: 4
Coding region: 1-1173 (390 amino acids)
Biological process (GO): DNA-templated DNA replication; DNA repair
Cellular component (GO): Rad17 RFC-like complex; nucleus; Elg1 RFC-like complex
Molecular function (GO): DNA binding; DNA clamp loader activity; ATP hydrolysis activity
Source: RefSeq, a predicted model, not a curated record
AUGUCCGACUACGAAGAUGAUAUGGAUAUUGAUGCUCCUCCUGUGGGAGAUUCAAUAAUGUUCAAUUCCGAUAAUACGAAUUCGAAAGGCAAACGAAGCGCAGCAAAUUUACCUGUUGAGGCAGAGGAUAGUCUUCCAUGGGUCGAGAAAUACCGACCAGAUACUUUAGAAGAUGUUUCUGGUCAUCAGGAUAUUCUUGCUACUAUAAAUAAAUUCGUCGACACAAAUAGACUUCCGCAUCUUCUAUUCUACGGUCCCCCGGGAACUGGUAAAACCUCCACCAUCCUCGCCCUUGCACGUCGCAUAUAUGGGCCCAAAAACAUGCGACAAAUGGUCCUCGAGCUCAAUGCCUCCGAUGACCGCGGUAUCGAAGUUGUGCGCGAACAAAUCAAAACCUUUGCCUCCACCAAACAGAUAUUCUCCAUGAAUUCUGCCACCGUGUCUCCUGGAGCAUAUAAACUUAUUAUUCUUGAUGAGGCGGAUGCGAUGACUUCUACUGCGCAGAUGGCUUUAAGACGAGUGAUGGAGAAAUAUACGGCGAAUACACGAUUUUGUGUUAUUGCUAAUUAUACACAUAAAUUGAGUCCGGCUUUGUUGAGUAGAUGUACGAGAUUUAGGUUCAGUCCGUUGAAGGAGAGUGAUAUUAGAGUGUUGGUUGAUAAGGUUAUUAUGGAAGAGAAUGUGCAGAUUAAUGCAGAGGCUACAGAUGCUUUAGUUAGGUUAAGUAAAGGAGAUAUGAGGCGGGCGUUGAAUGUAUUACAGGCUUGUCAUGCCAGCAGUACACCAAUCCACAUCAAAGGCACACCCAAGAUGGAAGAGAAAGACAUUGUCCGAGAUCUCAUCACCGAAACCACUAUAUAUGAUUGUAUCGCCUCACCUCAUCCAGCCGAUAUAUCGAAGAUCAUGAACACGAUUCUCAAAACCUCAGAUGUGAAAUCAUGUUUACAAAUGAUCAAUGCCAUUAAAUCUACACAAGGUCUUGCAUUAGCAGAUAUCAUAACGGCUCUCUCGGAAGAACUCAUAAAAGUGGAUGUUCCAGCAUCUGUUAUGAUUACAUGGCUUCAAGGAUUAGCAGAAGUGGAAUAUAGGUUGAGUGGUGGUGGAAGUGAAGUUAUACAGACGGGAGCAGUGGUUGGUGUUGUGAGGCAGGGAGCAGAACUUAUGAAUAAUUAA